This is a messenger RNA of Chenopodium quinoa (quinoa), 1754 nucleotides long. RefSeq names its product F-box protein CPR30-like. The coding region runs from base 169 to 1359 and encodes 396 amino acids. The record is from RefSeq and is a predicted model, not a curated record. Gene Ontology annotation, molecular function: protein binding. The transcript is spliced from 2 exons. NCBI's taxonomy places the organism in Eukaryota, Viridiplantae, Streptophyta, Magnoliopsida, Caryophyllales, Amaranthaceae.
GGUCCCGCUAAUUUCGGAUAGGAGUCAAAAAUUAAGGUCCCGCUAAUUCCGUUUUUAAGUCAAAACAGGAAAUUCAUUCAUUCAAAUUCCCUCAAAAAAAUUCCCUAAUCUUCAAAUACUGUAACAAAGUUGAGCCAUAUCUCUGAUUAUUCGAGUGAAUGAUCAACCAUGGAAGAAGAAAGAGUGAAUAAUCCAGCCGAUAAACUGCUGCCGGAAUUAUGGAUGGAAAUCUUCUCAAAACUUCCGGCAAAAACCCUGCUAAAAUCAAGGUCUGUUUCCAAAUUUUGGCGUUCUUUAAUCGAUAACCCUGGUUUCAUUUCUAUGCAUAUCACCCAUUUCAAGAACAAUUCCAGCAAACAUUUCGUUUUAUCCUAUGAAACCCGGAAUACAAUGUGGAUUUUAAAUGAAUUGGAAUUGAAUAUUAGGGUUCGAACAAUGGGUAAAUUUAGAAAACGUGAAGAAAUUUUGGAAACAAUCUUUUUAUCAUCUGAGUAUCAUAUUGAUUAUAAGGGUUAUGUUGAUGGGUUGAUUUUAUUUGGUCAAUUAAUUGGGGAUAAAUAUGAUUUGUUCUUGUUUAAUCCUUCAAUUAGGAAGCGUAUGUUGUUACCCCAGAUACCCUUUUGUCCUGGUGGUCGUGCUGAUACUGUUAUUGGGUUCGAUCCUGUUAUUAAUGAUUAUAAGGUUGUUAUGAUUUUCUUUCCUUUCGUGUUGUCGGAACUUGAGGGGCCGGCUUCGAUUCUAGUUUACGAGCUUGGCACAGGAUGUUGGAGGGUUAAUGUUGGUGUUGAGGUUCCAAUUAUGUGGUAUUUUGGAGAUAAAGUGUUAGCUAGAGGGGUUAUGCAUUGGAUAUCAUUUAGUCUUGAUGAGCGUCCUUUGCGUACGAAUUAUACCCAUAUUGUUUCCUUUGAUUUUGGUAGUGAGACGUUUAGCUACACUGAGUUGCCUGGUGAUCGAUGGGAUGAUAAGGAUAAAUUCACUUGGCCUUUCCUUCUAGGUGAUCAAUUUGCUGUCUUGGAUGUUGCUCGUGCGAGUGCUUGCAUAUGGGUGAUGAAGAACUGUGGGGGGAGUAGGAUGGAAGCGUGGAGUAAAUGGUAUCACACUACAGAUUCAGACACCUAUAAGUUUUUUCUGGAGCACAAAGCUGUAAAAAAUUUGAUAUAUAUCGAGAGUAUCCACAAGUUUCUGUUGGAGGUGGAUGGAGUAGUGAAAUCUUAUGACUUGGAGAGCCAUAAGAUGAAGAAUCUUGAGGUCACUGAUUGUCGCUAUGUUAUGGAUCCUUAUGUGGAGAGUUUAUUGCUGUGCAAAGGAUUGAAUGAUCAGUUUUCAACAAAAAUAAUGGAGUACGGUGGUUUUGGCUGAGCAGCAGGGGAAAAAUUGGGAAUUAACAGCUUAUGAUUAGGUGCCGAUGAAGCUAAUAUCUGUUGCAAUUUGACCAUCUGUUUGGUUAUCAAAGCCUACUAGGCAGAAGUUUUUCACCGCCAAUCAACAGCAGAUUGAAUUUUGGUAAUUUAAUCUGCAUCAGACUUCCUCUUUUAGUACUAUGAUCACAGUAAAAUAAUUGAUGUUUUUAACUGCUUUUCAUCUUGCCUAAGUAAUUCGUUUUAUGAGCCAGACUCCUCUAGAUCCUGGUACUGUUCCUUUUGGUAUUCUGCAGCAAUUUAAGUGAUGAGUCUAAUUACUUGCGACUUUACGAGUAAUGUUCUAAAUUUUUACUACUCCGUGUCUCCGUAUAGUAUAUACCUACAUUCUGAACU